Messenger RNA from Rhododendron vialii, 1788 nucleotides. Its product is annotated as protein IQ-domain 26-like. The record is from RefSeq and is a predicted model, not a curated record. Gene Ontology annotation, molecular function: protein binding. Bases 289 to 1539 code for a protein of 416 amino acids. Lineage: Eukaryota; Viridiplantae; Streptophyta; Magnoliopsida; Ericales; Ericaceae. The transcript is spliced from 3 exons.
UCUCUCUCUGUGUGUGUGUGUUGUUGUACACUUCUUUGGAUCUGCAAAGUACUAAUCCUACUACACAUUUAGGGCAUUCAGAGCAACGUUGCAUUUGUGAAGUCUUCUUUUCUUUUACCAUGUCUUUAACAGCUCUUUAUCAUCAAAACCUUUUUCACAAUUUGGGAAGAGCCUAGGUUUUUAGGUGUAGCACAGCCUUUUUAACUCCAUAUUCCAACUGGGUAUUUCUCCAUCCUCUCUCUCUCUCUCUCUCUCUCUCUCUCUCCCUCCCUCUCUCUCUCUAAGAAAAUGGGGAGAGCAGCAAGGUGGUUGAAGGGCUUGUUUGGGUUUAAAAAAGACAGAGAAAAACUGGACAACUCCAACUCCGGCGACCGGAAAGACAAGAAGCGGCAGAGCUCGGCCGCAGCCGGCGCCUUAUGUCACAAUCCGGCCACCAUACCGCCCAACAUCACGGCGGCCGAAGCAGAUUGGCUGAGAUCUUUCUACGACGAGACUGAAACGGAGCAGAGCAAGCAUGCAAUUGCGGUGGCCGCCGCCACAGCCGCGGCGGCUGAUGCGGCCGUCGCCGCCGCGCAGGCGGCCGUGGCGGUGGUUAGGCUGACUAGUAACGGCAGAGGGACUAUGUUUGGUGGUGGCCGUGAAAGGUGGGCCGCCGUCAAGAUUCAGACCUUUUUCCGUGGCUAUUUGGCUAGAAAAGCAUUGAAAGCUCUGAAAGGACUAGUGAAAUUACAAGCACUUUUUAGAGGCUAUUUGGUGAGGAAACAAGCCGCUGAGACACUUCAUGGUAUGCAAUCCCUAAUCAGAGCCCAGGCCACAGUCCGUGCCCAAAGAUCUCUAGGGUUUUCCAACAAUGCCGACCAUUUUUACCCUCAAUUUCGAGCCCGAAAAGCGCGGAACGAAAUGUUUGAUGAUACAAGGAGUGAGUACAUUACAACAAUUCACAGUAGAAGGAUUUCGGCUUCUUUCGAUGCAAUCGAUGAGAGCCCUAAGAUAGUCGAGGUGGACACAGGCAGGCCCAAAUCAAGAUCCAGGAGGCCCAACAGUUCUGCGUCGGAAUACGGCGGCGACGACCCGUUAGGCCCAACACUCUCCUCACCGCUCCCCUGCCGAGUUCCGCCUCGUUUGUCGAUACCCGAUUGGGGUGCGACGGGCUACGAAUGCCGGUGCUCCACGGCCCAAAGCACCCCUCGGUUCGUCAACGGGCCGAUAACGCCCGCGAAGAGCGUUUCCGGUGACAGCAUCUUCCGGCAGAACAUGGGUUUUUACCCCCACUACAUGGCGAAUACGCAGUCGUUUAGGGCUAAGCUGAGGUCCUACAGUGCUCCAAAGCUAAGGCCUGAGGUAGGGCCCAAGAAGAGGCUUUCGCUUAAUGAGAUGAUGGAGUCAAGGAAUAGUUCAAGUGGGGUUAGAAUGCAAAGGUCAUGUUCUCAAGCACAAGAAGUGGUUAGUUUCAAGAAUGCUGUGAUGGGUAAGCUUGAUAGGUCUUCAGAGUUUGUUAGGGAGGCAGAGAGAGAGUAUUGUGUGGAGAGGAGGUGGUAGAGAGAGAGAGAGAGAGAGAGAGAGAGAAAAGGCAAUAAUGAAGAGAAAAUGCCAUGUGCUUUUUUUAGAUUGGAGGAUAGAGAGAAUGUGUGAAAAGUUAGAGACAAGAUGUGAAUAGAGAUUCUAUUCAUCUAAGUUUAAGGUUUGUUUUCUAGUACUAAUGAUGUCAAUAAUCAUUGAAUUUUAAGGUUUGUUUUCUAGUUACUAAUGACAUCUAUAAUCAUUCAGUCUUUUACUGGUCGCUGUUUC